Messenger RNA from Epinephelus lanceolatus (giant grouper), 978 nucleotides. RefSeq names its product distal membrane arm assembly component 2 like (gene dmac2l). The record is from RefSeq and is a predicted model, not a curated record. Lineage: Eukaryota; Metazoa; Chordata; Actinopteri; Perciformes; Serranidae.
ACAGGACUCGUCUGAAACGUAAACAGUCGUGUGUAUUGGAGGGCAGAUAUGAGUCUGUUAUCGAGGACAGUGCAGUGUGCUGUGGGUCAGAGGGAGUGGAGCCGCAGACACUUCUGGGGCUGGCUCAAUGCAGUCUUCAACAAGGUGGACUAUGAGAGGAUAAAAGCCGUUGGUCCAGACAGAGCUGCAGCAGAGUGGCUGCUGAGAUGCGGUGCCAAAGUGAGGUUUGAAGGUUUCGAUCGCUGGCAACACGACUACAACGCGCUGCCAACUGGGGCUCUGGGCAGAUACAAGAUCCAGGCGAUAGACGCUACUGAAUCCUGCAUCAUGCACAGAGGGUUUGACCACCUGGAUGGUUUGAAACAUGUGGAGGAAAUCAAGUUCAACAAGUGUAUGUACAUUGAGGACAGCUGCCUGGAGAGGCUGAGCUCUAUAGAGAAUCUGCAGCAGAGUUUGUACAUGAUGGAGGUGGUGUCGUGUGGAAAUGUGACCGAUAAGGGCAUCAUCACUCUGCACAAACUAAAGAACCUGGAAUAUCUUUUUCUCAGUGAUCUUCCCGGGAUCAAAGACAAAGAAACAACAGUUAACAGACUACAGACAGCGCUCCCACGUCUGGACCUAGCACUGGACCUGGAAUGAUAUCAGAAAAAACGUCCUGUUUAGAAGAGACUGUUAUCAUUUAAAAAUAAGGGCGCCAUUUUUGAGGUUUCCAAAGUAAAAGAGCCAGUCUUGACAUAGGACAGACUGAAGGGCUUAUAGUGUGCAGCAUGGAGAUCCAUCAGCUAAAAUGUUAAACGUAUUUUCAUGUGAAUCAUUAAGUCGUGCAGAGAAAAUAUUCAGGUUGAUGUGUCACCUUUCAGCUUGAAGUAUAAUCAAGCUUUAAAGGGACAGAUCACCCUAAAAUCAAAAAUACAUAUUUAGUCUUACCUGUGGUGCUAUUUAUCUGUCUCGAUUGUUCUGGUGUGAGUUGCCGAGUGU